CCACACUCAGUACAGCGCCACCGAGUCCCAUCGAGGUCCUUAUCUAUCUGAUCCCCAGAAUCUCCCCUAUACAUCCUUGUCGGGAGGCACGUGGGAGCAGCGGCCUUGAGGAGAAUAGCAAGGGACGGGAAGCCGAGGAAGGAAGAAACAGAAGGGGAGAUGCUGCGGCUACUGGCGAGGCGACUGAUGAGCAACGUGCCGGAGAGCACGGUGUACGGCGGGCCGAAGCCCCAAUCCCCCGGUCGCCGGGUCACGCUCACCCAUCUCCGCCAGAAGCACCGCCGCGGCGAGCCCAUCACCGUCGUCACCGCCUACGACUACCCCUCCGCCGCCCAUGUCGACUCGUCUGGCGUCGACGUGCUCCUCGUCGGCGACUCUGCCGCCAUGGUCAUCCACGGCCAUGACACCACCCUCCCCAUCUCCCUCGACGACAUGCUCGCCCACUGCCGCGCAGUCGCCCGCGGCGCCUCCCGCCCCCUCCUCGUCGGCGACCUCCCUUUCGGCUCCUACGAGUCCUCCGCCUCCGAGGCGGUCAACUCGGCUGUGAGGAUGUUGAAGGAAGGGGGAAUGGACGCGAUCAAGCUGGAAGGUGGCGCACCGUCGAGGAUCUCUGCAGCGAAGGCGAUUGUCGAGGCGGGCAUCGCGGUCAUGGGGCAUGUUGGAUUGACUCCGCAGGCUAUUAGUGUGCUUGGGGGGUUCCGGCCGCAGGGGAAGACAGUUGCUAGUGCUGUCAAGGUCGUGGAGACGGCACUUGCUUUGCAGGAGGCGGGUUGCUUCUCAAUUGUUUUGGAGUGUGUGCCUGCACCAGUUGCUGCAGCAGCGACUGCUGCACUGCAGAUACCCACCAUUGGCAUUGGUGCUGGACCUUUCUGUAGCGGCCAGGUGCUGGUUUACCAUGAUUUGUUGGGUAUGUUUCAGCAUCCUCAUCAUGCUAAGGUUACUCCGAAGUUCUGUAAACAAUAUGCACAUGUGGGAGAUGUCAUCAGCAAAGCUCUUUCACAGUACAAAGAAGAAGUAGAAAAUCGUUCAUUUCCAAGUGCAGUUUAUACACCAUAUAAAAUAAGUGAAGCUGAUGUUGAUGGUUUUUCAAAUGAGCUGCAAAAGAUGGGCUUGAAUGAGGCAGCUUCAGCAGCUGCUGCUGCUGCUGCUGGUAAAAAUGAGGAAACAGCUGGAUAGCCAUCAGAUGGCAACUGCUAACUGGUUUGAACUUGCAUACAGGAAUCAGGCCUAUCUAUACCGGUUUAUUCAGCUUUUCUUCUUUUCAGUUAUUGCUUUAGCAGUAAAUUACAGAAACUGCCUAUUUAAAUAUUUAAAAGUAAGGCUGUGUACAUUGACCCUCCGCAGUCCCUACAUUGGCAGAAGCCACGUGCACUGGGUACGCCCUUUAUGCUUUAGCAAUAAAUUAUGGAACAUUGUUUUUUAAGUU
Musa acuminata subsp. malaccensis (wild Malaysian banana) is the source of this 1426-nucleotide messenger RNA. Its product is annotated as 3-methyl-2-oxobutanoate hydroxymethyltransferase 1, mitochondrial. The record is from RefSeq and is a predicted model, not a curated record. Gene Ontology annotation, cellular component: mitochondrion. Gene Ontology annotation, molecular function: magnesium ion binding; 3-methyl-2-oxobutanoate hydroxymethyltransferase activity. Gene Ontology annotation, biological process: pantothenate biosynthetic process. NCBI's taxonomy places the organism in Eukaryota, Viridiplantae, Streptophyta, Magnoliopsida, Zingiberales, Musaceae.